CGCGAAUAUCGCACAAAGGUUGCGCCCGCGCAGUCGCCGCUCGGCAGUCGGCUGUAGUUGGCGAGGCGCGUGAGUCCAUUCUCGUGCCACGUACCGCUCCGCGCACGCGCGAUCUUCAGUUAUCCAAAAUGAUGUUAGCCGGCGCGCAAAUCGAGGAAAGUGUGUCUUACACCCCCGAGAAAGCUUCUGUAUCAAUAGCCGCCAAGGAGCCCCAGAAGCAUGUUGUUGCCCAAGGUCUUACAAGGGUCCCGUCCACGGACCCCGUGGAUAUCCAGUUCACCAACAUCACGUGCACAGUCAGAUUAGGAUUUAACAAAGGUAGCAAACAAAUCCUCCAUGGGGUUAACGGGCGGCUUCGACCGAAGCAGUUGGUGGCCAUCAUGGGCCCAUCAGGCGCGGGGAAGUCAACCCUCCUGGACGUCCUGUCAGGGUACCGGGUCACGGGCGUCGGCGGAGCUGUCUUCAUCAAUGGAAGAGGACGGAUUAUGAAAAGGUUCAAGAAGAUGUCAUGCUACAUUCAACAAGACGACCGUCUGCAAGGACUCCUCACUGUGUCAGAGAACAUGGCGCUGGCCGCUCAACUCAAACUGUCCACGAAACUAGACAAAUACGAAAAGGGUGAAGUGAUUGAAGACAUCCUCACAAAUCUGGGCUUGUACGAGCACAUGAACACGCGCGCUGGGCAGCUCUCAGGCGGACAAAGAAAGAGGCUCUCAAUAGCUCUGGAACUCAUAAACAAUCCGUUAAUUAUGUUCCUUGAUGAACCUACCACAGGUCUAGACAGUUCCUCAUGCAGCCAAGUGGUCCAGCUGUGCCAAAGUUUAGCUCAUCAAGGGCGCACGAUUGUGUGCACAGUGCAUCAACCUUCGGCCUCUUUGUUUGCCCUGUUCGACCACGUAUACAUCCUGGCAGCAGGACAGUGUCUCUACCAAGGAACCACAAAGAAUUUAGUGCCAUAUUUAGACCAAGCCGGUGUUCCCUGCCCGAUGUACCACAACCCGGCUGAUUACAUAAUUGAACUCGCGUGCGGUGAAUACGGAGAAGACAAAAUCAAACUGUUAACAACGAAGGCGGAAAACGGUCGCGUGCUUGAUUAUUUCGACGAGACUGACAUCCCCUCCAUGGAGGCUCUGAGGAAACAGAAUCCUCUUAGCGUUCUAAGAGAGCAGGAUACUGGCUCCGGGACUGAGGAAACGCCGCAGUCUAACCAACUAUCUGUACUCAUGAAACGAGGCUUCUUGAAGGCUAAAAGAGAUGCCACUAUGACACAUCUUCGUCUGAUCGUGAACGUGGUGGUGGGCAUCAUGCUGGGCAGUUUGUUCAUCAACGCCGGCAACGACUCGUCCCGCGUCCUCGAGAACUAUAAUCUGCUCUUCGCCAUUCUGAUGCACCACAUGAUGUCGCCGAUGAUGCUUACUAUUCUUACUUUUCCAGCAGAAAUGUCAAUAUUAUCGAAGGAACAUUUCAACAGAUGGUACUCACUCGGCUCCUAUUACAUAUCAAUAACCGUCGUGGAUUUGCCAAUAUCGAUAGUAUCGUGCGCGAUAUUCAGCGUGAUCGUGUACACGAUGUCAAGCCAGCCCCUGGAGGUGGCCCGUUUCAGCAUGUUCUUCGCGAUCUCACUGUACACCGUGCUUGUAGCGCAGAGCUUCGGGCUCAUGAUCGGUGCCGCCUUCAAUGUCGUUAACGGCACAUUCCUGGGGCCCACACUGUCGGUGCCGAUGAUGAUGUUCGCCGGCUUCGGAGUGACGCUCCGAGACUUGCCCUCGUACUUGUACUGGGGCUCGUACGUCUCGUACCUGAGGUACGGGCUGGAAGGAUUCAUUGGCGCAAUCUAUGGACUCAACAGGCCCAAAUUGGACUGCGAGGAAGUGUAUUGCCAUUAUAGAGACCCACAGCAGUUCCUGCUGAUGGUUGCGAUGUCGCCCGACAUGUUCUGGUGGGACGUGCUCGCGCUCACCAUCUUCGUGUUCGUUCUUAGGGUCGCCGCCUUCAUCCUGCUCAAGUGGAAACUCAACGCAGUGCGGUAAAACCGUCGAACACUCCAAGGAACUUACUUCACGAGCCUAGUUUCUGCAAUCCGUGCGGUUUCAAACAAGGAGUCACUCAAUCAUACUCAAUUCGGAUUUUAUAAUGGGCCGUGCAGAUUAUUUAGUUAUGUGGCUAUGACAUGAGUGGAUAUAGUAUAUCAAAAUUGUCCUGCGAUUCUAACAAUCGGAAAUGAAAAGUGAUAUUAGUUUGUUUCGUUUUACUCAUGGGUUUAAUUUUUGGGUGUUUCAAGAUUUUAUUGGUGUUUGAUUGGAGUCCUAAAUUAAGCAGUGGUUUGUUUUACGUGUGAUAAAAAGUGAGUCAAAAUAUCAUAAGGCGUGUAUAUUUAAGUCUGCGGAAUAAACUAGGGCUCAAUUAUUAAAAAAAACUGUGAUAUAGUCCAAAUCUAGUUCGAAAGUAAUAGAAAUUGUACAAAAUUUGUAUAUUGAAUGAGAAGCUUUCCUAAAUACGUAAGACUUUCUUAAAUCAAAUUGCCCGACAAAUAGAAUAAAUAUUUUGUUAAUAAGAAUUAAUUCCUUUAAUUUGUGAGAAGAAUUGAAUAUAGAAAAUAUUUAUGUUAUAAAGAUUAGCCAAAUAUUGCCAUUUAGAAUAAUUACAUUGCGUCUGAUUAAAAAUACCGCCUUGCCUUUCUUCCGAUUUGGAUUAAAAUGCCAGUUAAUUUAGUUUUAUUAUAUAAUGAAAUAAACUAACUUGGACAAUACCUUAGUUGUAGUUUUAAUGGACAUAAUGUAAAAGAAUGUAGGUACCUACUUCCUUAUAUUGGAUUCUUUCUAAAGCCCUUACAAGAGCAGUUUCAUGCAUACAAAAUGUGUCAAAUAUGAAAAAAUUCAAAAUAUUCAACAAUAUAGGUAUCUAUUCCAUUAAACAAACACGUUUUGUACCUACAUACAUACAUACAUACAUUGUUAGCAACGUUUACAAAUUUUGUAUAUGUAAACAUUUUUGUAUGAUAGUAUCCACUAUGGAUUUUUUAUAACGGCAAAGUUCAUUAUUAUUGGUAAUUAUUCGUCAAUAAUAAAAGUAAGUAAUUAGGUGAAGAUCCGAAUAUCGGUUAUGUUUACAGUCUAUGAUAGUGAUGUAAAUCUGUACCUACAUAUAUCGUAGGAAAGUAUAAUACGUACACAAAUAUUGUGUCAUUUAUUAUAAGUUGCUCAAUUAAUUAUUUAUUUUAUUAAGUAUGUAGUUUUAGAUAAUCAAGGGUAAGUUUUUGGUAUUUUAAAAUUGCUGACUAAGACGGUUUUUAAAAUGCCUGUGCUUUAUAUUUCACAUAUCUGUACGUAUCGAUUUCAAUAAUCGAGACUAUAUUGAUCUGAGUCCUAAUCGAUACCUUCAGUUCGAUAGCAAAAAAGGAUCAAUCACAACAAAGCUGGUUUGACUUUUCCACAAACGACUAAUUUUGAAUUUAUUAGAAUUAAUUUUAAGUUAUCGAUUGGUAUCGAUUAUUGAAAUCGGCCGGUAGUGAAAAUAUUUGGUGAUAUUUUGUAAAUAUUUUUAUAAUGGACAUAUAUUUUUUUCCUGUA
Molecule: messenger RNA, 3569 nt
Organism: Manduca sexta (tobacco hornworm)
Lineage: Eukaryota; Metazoa; Arthropoda; Insecta; Lepidoptera; Sphingidae
Product: ATP-binding cassette sub-family G member 4
Exons: 11
Coding region: 129-2030 (633 amino acids)
Cellular component (GO): plasma membrane
Molecular function (GO): ABC-type transporter activity; ATP binding; ATP hydrolysis activity
Source: RefSeq, a predicted model, not a curated record